AUGUUACAACCCAUGCCGUCACACGUUACACACGUGGCGGCUAUGCAUCCCCUUCGUACCAUGGUUGACUCGCAUUUAAAACGCUCACCUUUGCUUUGUGGCUACCCCAGCAAGAAAUGCUGGAGCUGGCGCGUUGAGAAACGCAAUGGUGAGUUGCAUAAGUUUUGCGAAUAUCAUCGUCAAAAGGCCAAUACGAACCAACGGCGCAUGGAACAGCGUCGUAAACAAGGCCGCUCAGCAUCGCCACGUGCCAAGGAUAGUAACGGCACGAGGCGGUCACUCAAGGUCUCGGCUGACUUGAAGCGUGAGGUCGUGGUCAAGAUCGAGCGAUCGGUGGUCAUUCCAAAAUCCAUCACGCAUCCCAAAGCUGUGGCUGCCAUGUUCUCAUGGAUGGACGCCGAGCUGGACAUUGGCAUCGGUAUGGACGCUGCGGUGGACUACAUGAUGGUGGAAACCCCUGUGAUCGACAUGGAACCGUCUAGCACACCUGUGGACCUGUUUGAGGAAGAUUUAUUCUUUCUUGAGCACUUUAUUGACGAGAUCUCGCACAGUGCCGUGUAA
Messenger RNA from Peronospora belbahrii, 561 nucleotides. Lineage: Eukaryota; Oomycota; Peronosporomycetes; Peronosporales; Peronosporaceae. The record is from the annotation of a GenBank genome assembly.